UUGGUAUUUCAUACCGUCUCAAAUGUCACUUUAGUCCAAAACAAAAACAAACGUGCACGUGAAAAAUAAAGGCAAAAGGCUCGACAAAUCGACAAAAUGACUAAUCUACGAAAAGAAUUGGAAAAAUGUAAACAUCCCAACAGUCGUAAAACUAAAGCUUUGAGUAAAAAGGCCCGACGUCAAAACAACAAACACAAACAACGAAUGGGACAUGCCAUCAAAUCAAACAUAAUGGGUGAGAAGUUAACUUGGUUUUUGGAACACAUUGAAGAGGGCCGAAAACAGCCAUUGUCACCUGAGGAAUUCGAGCAACUCAUACAAUUAUAUUUAAAACGUUUCGAUGAAGAACUUGAACAGAUUGCCUUAAAACAGUCGAUAAGCAAGAAUAGAGCAAAUCAACAUGCAGCACGUCAAGAUGUUAUACGCAUUACUUUGGAAAAGGAAACAAACGAAUAUAAAGCAGGUGGAAUGGAGUUGCUGAAUCUUUGUGAUCCCGUCAAAUUUAAAUCCCUAAUGGAUUGGGAUGGCAGUGCCAUAAAUGUUCAACACCUAAAAUUGGAUUUGGUUUCACAUAACAUGUUGCAAAGGUUCAAGAAAAAUACCGAGGAAUCAAAAGGCGCUUCACCUAUAAGUACCACAACAUCGUCAACAGCGGCAGAAGAAGUAAUGGAGACGUGAUAAAUGAUAUUAAUAUUACCAAAGUUCUUUAUCAUAUAAAUUUCGUUACAUAUGCGCACAGGCAUAGGAAAAUAAAAUAAAAGAUAUAUACAAGAGUUA
Messenger RNA from Stomoxys calcitrans (stable fly), 777 nucleotides. RefSeq names its product translation machinery-associated protein 16 homolog. Gene Ontology annotation, cellular component: nucleus. The transcript is spliced from 3 exons. The record is from RefSeq and is a predicted model, not a curated record. Bases 97 to 678 code for a protein of 193 amino acids. Lineage: Eukaryota; Metazoa; Arthropoda; Insecta; Diptera; Muscidae.